Molecule: messenger RNA, 117 nt
Organism: Trypanosoma brucei brucei TREU927
Lineage: Eukaryota; Euglenozoa; Kinetoplastea; Trypanosomatida; Trypanosomatidae
Exons: 1
Coding region: 1-117 (38 amino acids)
Source: RefSeq, a predicted model, not a curated record
AUGACAUCUUGUUGUAUCCGCGUGUGUCGAGGUGUGUGUGUUGAGGUGACGAAGGGUGAAGAAGAAAAGGAGGGGAAGUUUAGUUUGGUCGAUGAAGUGUUGUGCGAGCACUCCUGA